UGCGCGUCUCGGCUGCGGAAGCUGGACGGCGGCGGCUCGGCGGGCGCGGUCGGUGGCCCGGGGCGCGCGCUGGGGGCCAUGGAGUUCACGGCGUCGGCCAAGCCGCAGCUCUCCUCCCGGGCCAACGCCUUCUCCAUCGCCGCGCUCAUGUCGAGCGGCGGCUCCAAGGAGAAGGAGGCCGCCGAGAACACCAUCAAACCCCUGGAACAAUUUGUUGAGAAGUCAUCCUGUGCCCAGCCCCUGGGCGAACUGACCAGCCUGGAUGCUCACGGGGAGUUUGGUGGUGGGGGCAGCAGUAGCAGCCCUUCCUCCUCCUCUCUGUGUACUGAGCCGCUCAUCCCCACCACCCCGAUCAUCCCCAGUGAGGAAAUGGCCAAAAUUGCCUGCAGCCUGGAGACUAAGGAGCUCUGGGACAAAUUCCACGAGCUAGGAACAGAGAUGAUCAUCACCAAAUCGGGCAGGAGGAUGUUUCCCACCAUCCGAGUAUCAUUUUCCGGCGUGGAUCCUGAUGCCAAAUACAUAGUCCUGAUGGACAUCGUCCCCGUGGACAACAAGAGGUACCGCUACGCCUACCACCGGUCCUCCUGGCUGGUGGCUGGCAAAGCAGACCCGCCGCUGCCAGCCAGGCUGUAUGUACACCCAGACUCUCCUUUUACUGGUGAGCAGCUACUCAAGCAGAUGGUGUCUUUUGAAAAGGUGAAACUCACCAACAAUGAACUGGAUCAGCAUGGCCAUAUAAUUUUGAACUCAAUGCACAAGUACCAGCCACGGGUGCACAUCAUUAAGAAGAAAGACCACACAGCCUCAUUGCUCAAUCUGAAGUCUGAAGAAUUCAGAACAUUCAUCUUCCCAGAGACCGUUUUCACAGCAGUCACUGCCUACCAGAAUCAGCUGAUAACCAAGCUGAAAAUAGAUAGCAACCCUUUCGCCAAAGGAUUCCGGGACUCCUCCAGGCUCACUGACAUUGAGAGGGAAAGUGUGGAGAGCCUGAUCCAGAAGCAUUCCUAUGCCCGCUCACCCAUCCGUACCUAUGGAGGAGAAGAGGAUGUGCUGGGGGAGGAGGUUCAGACAACACAGAAUCGAGGGUCAGCCUUUACAACGUCUGAUAAUUUGUCUCUCAGCUCCUGGGUAUCAUCUUCAUCCAGUUUUCCUGGCUUUCAGCACCCCCAGUCCCUGACUGCUCUUGGCACCAGCACAGCAUCCAUAGCAACACCCAUUCCUCACCCUAUCCAGGGUUCAUUGCCACCAUAUAGCCGACUUGGGAUGCCUCUGACACCAUCGGCCAUUGCCAGCUCCAUGCAGGGUAGUGGCCCGACGUUCCCCUCAUUCCACAUGCCCCGGUACCAUCACUACUUCCAGCAGGGUCCCUAUGCUGCUAUCCAAGGACUGCGCCAUUCCUCUGCUGUGAUGACACCAUUUGUAUGA
Molecule: messenger RNA, 1425 nt
Organism: Canis lupus familiaris (dog)
Lineage: Eukaryota; Metazoa; Chordata; Mammalia; Carnivora; Canidae
Gene: TBX20
Product: T-box transcription factor 20
Biological process (GO): heart looping; vasculogenesis; regulation of transcription by RNA polymerase II
Cellular component (GO): nucleus
Molecular function (GO): DNA-binding transcription factor activity, RNA polymerase II-specific; RNA polymerase II cis-regulatory region sequence-specific DNA binding
Source: RefSeq, a predicted model, not a curated record